Messenger RNA from Drosophila serrata, 2895 nucleotides. RefSeq names its product fas-binding factor 1 twitchy (gene twy). The record is from RefSeq and is a predicted model, not a curated record. Gene Ontology annotation, cellular component: centriole; ciliary basal body; ciliary transition fiber. Lineage: Eukaryota; Metazoa; Arthropoda; Insecta; Diptera; Drosophilidae. Gene Ontology annotation, biological process: establishment of epithelial cell polarity; cilium assembly.
UUUCAUUUAAUUCAUCAUGAACUUUAACGACGAUCCCCUUGCGGAACUUCUGAGCGACAACAGCCUCGACAAUGACAACUUUUUUGAAACUCCAGCGGGUGGAGGGCACAAGAAGCCACCGAAGACAGCGAAGCCUAAGGGAAAGCUGGAGGAUUUGUUUGGCAUUCAAGAGGAAACGGAGGCGGACGUCCAGGGGCAAGGGGCUCGGAACAAGCCCACUGCCACCAGCACACCAAGAAUUGUCAAGCAGAAGCCUUCCAUUUCGUUGGACGACGAUGCAGCGGACGAUGAUGACUUGGGCUUCGAUCCCAAGAGGCCUAAAAGUGGUGGCGCCAAGAAGAGCCUUUUCGACGACCUCCUGUCCAGCAGCGUUGAGCCUAAGAAGAACAUUUUCGAUGAAAUUCUGACGGGUUCCACCGAUCCCAGUAAGCGUCCUGCCACUGCUAAGCCCUCGAUGUCCCGCCAAUCCACAGACACUACCACAGAUAACUCUCAAGCUAGGCCCAAGACAUCCACGGGGCGGAGGAGCUCUGCCCAAUCAGCCACUAUUAAUGUUGAUCCCCUUGGACUUUUUGGCAAGGACACGAAUGCCACUGUUUCGGGUAUGUCCACGCCGGUUUCCAGGAAGAGGGGCACCACUGCAGACUGGCUAGGUCUGGAGGCAGCUGCCGCCUCUGCGGUGGAAGCAGUGGAACAGCUAGAGCACCUUCCAGUCGCUCCCAAACCGCAAACCCCCAAGAGACAGCCCUCUACAGAAGUUCCUAUUAAGAACGUAGCUGACAUCCUCCGACUGCCUGACGCCGAGGAGGCCGAACCAGACCUGGAUCUGGCUGCUCCUCCGGGAUCGUCUGCGGUGACUGCUGCUACACAGAAUAUACUGAUGCUCAGCAAUCUCAAUCUGGAGAGUAAUCACAAGUUUAAUGCCCUGCAGCAGCAGGAAGCACAGCUGGUCAUUGCGGCGCAGAUGAAGAACCAGGAACGCACCCUCUUGGAGAUGCAGCGACGCCAGGAGAAGCAGGAUCGAAAGUUCCAAGCCCUGAUCCAGCAGCAGCUACAGCGCCAACAGCAAAUGGAGGAGCAUAUAAAGGGUCAGCAGGAACGAAUAAACAUGCACAUACAGCUGAUGAUGUCGCAGCCUGUCCAUGUUCAGGAAGUGGCUCCUGAAACCGCAGAGAAACGGGAGACCGAGGAAAAAGUUGUCACCAAGGAGGUCAGCAAGGAGCAGGAGCACUGGCUCCAGCUGGAAACAGAGGCCAAGCGUAAUCAGCUGGAAAAGCAGCGCUUGGAGGAGCUGGUGGCAAACAUGAAGGUUAACUAUGAGCAGGAGAUCGAAAUGAUUGAUGCCUCGUACAAAAAAAAAAUAAAGGUCCUCGAGGACCACCUGGCCGCCGUAGAGGAUCGACUUAAAACCGAGAACACCGAAUUGCAACAGUAUUAUAUCGGCAAACUGGAGAAGCAAAAGGAGGACUGCGUGGAGCAGAUAUCCAACCUGAAGCAAGAUCACGAGGAUGAGGUUCGUAAGCUGCGUCACUCCCAUGAGCUGGACAUUGAAGGGAUUCGACAGGCCAAAAUGUUGGAGCUGGCAGCUGUUCAGGAUCAUGGCAACUACCUGGAGACUCUUCGACUGGCCUCUAGCAAUCUCCAAGAGCUGAGAGACGGAAUGACUGGUACUCAGGAGAGGGAACGCCAGUUGGAGGCUCGAGAGCGACGCCUGGCCGACCAGGAGAGGCGCUUAAAGCUUGAAGAAGAGACGGCCGACGAGGAAAAGCGUCGUUUAAUGGAACUCGUGAGCACUCUGGAGUUGCAGUUGGGCCGACUCUCCAAAGACUCUGCCGAGGAGAACUGGCAGCUGCGCCAGCGCAUGGCCAGCUUGGAGGCGGAGCGCAAGGCCUUCGAGCGUGAGAAGGAGUUCCACCGCGAGCAGAUGAAGCGGGAUGAGAAGCGAGUUGAGGAGCUCAAGUCCAUACAGCUGGAGCAGACGGAGCGACUGCAUCACGACCUUCAGCAGGAGCGCACCCAACUGGCAGUGGAUCGACAGCAGUUGGAGCUGAAGCUGAAAUUGCAUGAGCACGGCGACCUGGACAAGGAUCGUCUUGAGCUGGAGGCCCAACUAAAGGUGGCCCGUGAUGCUAUUCGGCGGGCGGACGAGGAGCGGGAUCGCAGCCACAAGUUGCAGCGUGAGGUAGAGCAGCGCAAGCGUAUCCUGCUGGACAGGGAGAACGCUCUAAACCUCAAGGAGGACGAGCUUGCUCAGGCCAGCGGCGCCUAUCGCGUUGCCACUAGUCGCACCCACAUGGCGGAGCAAAGGGCCCGCGAGGCCGACCAGCUGCUCCAGGCCAAGCUGCAGCUAAUGGGGAAGCGGGCCAAUGAGAUUGCCGAGAAGGAGGCCCAGCUGGCUCAGGAGCGAAUGCUCUUGGCUCAGGACCGCUUAACCCUGCACAAUCUCAAGAAACAAAUAGCUCGCAGCCGAUGUGCUCUCUGCAAAAUGGGAGCGGACAGUGCUGAGCUUGCUCUGCGCACAGAUCGAAAGAAUAAUGCGCUGACCACCACGGAUCCUCUGCUGCUCCCGAUGCAGCCCAGCAAGGCGGAGCUCCUGCUCAAAAUGGCAGCCAGUGAGCCGGGGCAAGCUCAGAGCGAUAUUGUAGACCGAAUGCUGGACGAGAACAUCGAAGCUUCCUAUCGCAGAAUGUACAAUGCGCCACCCAGCAGUUCCCUGGAUGAUGUAGACUUUGGCCUGGCUGGUGGGCUUGACGAUGACUCCAAGGUGGCCAUGGACCACGGAAGAAACUUGGACAUGGACCAGGAUUUCCUGGCUAACUUUAAAUGAAAUCAAAUAUGAUUUUUUGACGAGAUUGGGUCUAAAGUAAAUUAAACACACUACUUUUUAAUAUUUAA